Molecule: messenger RNA, 2456 nt
Organism: Amborella trichopoda
Lineage: Eukaryota; Viridiplantae; Streptophyta; Magnoliopsida; Amborellales; Amborellaceae
Product: Zn-dependent exopeptidases superfamily protein
Biological process (GO): protein processing
Cellular component (GO): plasma membrane
Source: RefSeq, a predicted model, not a curated record
GUCUUUGUGACUCUGAAACUAAAAAGGGCGAAAAAACCUUCAAUUACUCAAUGUCUUCCAAAUGAUCAAAGAAACUGCUCAAAUAACAACGCGACGCCGGAAACCCUAAAUUUCCGCUUUGCGGUCAUUGAUGGACGCCGCUAGGGUUUCUGGUUUCUGAGUACUUUUGGAAUUGGAGUGAAGUUAGGAUUUUAGGAUCAUCAUCAUUUCGAAAGAGGAAAUCCUUUUCGAAGUUUGGAUUUCUCAGGCAUUGAAUUUCUUGUUUUUAUGAACUCGAAAUAGGUUUCUGGUCUCUGGUCUCUGAUUCUUCUUUCCAUGGCCAGAGGCUAUCUUCACUUGCUCCUGGCUCUUAUGUUGAGCUCUUGCUGCUGCUUGCAUGGGAGCUCCAGCUCAUUGGAAUCAGUACCUGAUCUUGUGAAGGCAAUGUAUAUAGUCGUUGAUGGUUACCCUUGUGUGCGCCUUCUCAACCUCUCUGGUGAAAUUGGCUGCGCAAACCCUGGUCAUGAAAAGGUGGUUGCACCCAUUGUAAAGUACCAGAGCAUUAAUGAAAGUCUCAGUCGCCCAUCUGCAAUUCUGGUGCCAUCAGAUGAUAUUAUUGGUUUCUUCAACAGGGUAUCAUCUGAUUUGCCCUAUGCACAGAGGGUAGCGGGUGUUUUGAUUGAAUCUGGCACCUAUUACCAAAAUGGAACAGGUUUCUCGCCAGUUGAAAAGUUUCCACAGGCUGAGUUUGCACCCUACAAGAAUGUCACCUAUGAAUGGAAUCCUAUUGGAUCAAAUAUUAUGCAGAACCACUAUGCGUUUCCUGUGUUUCUACUUUCUCGGAAUAGCACAUUGAUCUUGAGGGAGGUUGCUGCAAAGAAUGAGAAUAGCAUCAAAGACUAUCCUGUGGAUGUUGCAGAGUUUGACCUGAUUAUGCAGACAACGAAAAGUGGAACUCACAAUUCAGAAUCUUGUCUGAAGGAGCGGUCCUGCCUCCCUUUGGGUGGAUACAGUGUCUGGUCUUCACUACCACCUAUUAACAUUUCCUCAUCGAGCCCUGCAAAACCAAUUAUAUUUGCUAUGGCAUCAGUGGAUUCUGCAUCUCUUUUUCGGGACAAAAGUCUUGGAGCAGAUUCCUCGUUGUCUGGAUUGAUUGCCUUGCUGGCUGCAGUGGAUGCUCUUUCCCAUAUUGAUGGUGUCAAUGAUUUAAGGAAACAACUCGUUUUCAUGGUAUUCACAGGAGAAGCUUGGGGUUAUCUUGGCAGCCGUAGGUUUCUUGCUGAACUUGAUAAUGUUGGACAGUCGGUUGAUGGUCUUAACAUCACUUUGAUUGAGCAGGUCCUGGAAAUUGGAUCAGUUGGGAAAGGCAUGACAGAAGGGGUCGCAACUUUUUUUGCUCAUUCUGGAGAGAAUUCUUCAGCAACAAUGGAUACACUGAAUGCUUUACAACUGGCAGCCGGCUCAUUUAAUACUGAGAGCAUUCAGAUAAAAAAUGCAAGCUCUUCAAAUCCCGGCAUUCCUCCAUCAUCUUUGAUGUCUUUCAUGAAAAAGAACUCUUCAAUAUCAGGGGUUGUUGUUGAGGAAUUUGACACAGCUUUUUCCAACAAAUUCUACCACAGCCACCCGGAUGAUGCUUCAAAUAUUAACUCUUCAUCAAUAGUGGCAGCCGCAUCUUUGGUUGCUAGGGCACUUUACAUACUUGCUACCGAGGGGUCAAAACUUAGCACUCCGACUCUUCAAUCCAUUAGCAUCAACAUCACUCUUGUUAAUGACCUUGUGGGAUGCCUAUUGACUUGUGAACCAGGACUUUCUUGUGAAUUGGUGGCCAAAUACAUCUCUCCUUCGCAGAUUUGCCCCAAUCACUAUGUUGGGGUUAUGAUCAGUUCACCGGAGGCGCCACCCCAACAAUAUGCAGAUGAUACGUCUAGGUUUGUUUGGAACUUUUUAGCAGAUAGGACCUCUACCCCAAGAGAAAAUGGUAGCAAUUCGGAUUGCUCACAAGGUUGCGAGGGCGUGGAUGAAGUGUGCGUUGGCGCUGAAGUGGGUGGCAGGGGAGUGUGUGUGCUCUCUACCACAAGGUAUGUACCAGCUUAUUCAACUCGCUUGAAGUUUGAGUCAGGUUAUUGGAGUGUGGUUCCAGCAAGUCAUGGGGAUGAAAUGGGGGAAGUGGACCCUGUGUGGACAGAAAGCUAUUGGAAUACCAUUGGGCUUAGGGUUUACACAGUACAGAGCAGGGCUUACGACCUCAAUGUUUUGCUGGCUGGAAUUGGGGUGACCUUUGCUUCAUACGUUGCGAUAGUUUUUACCCGAGCCACUCUCAUGAAAGUCCUCAAGCAUGAUUGAGAGAGAGAGAGAUUUAGAGAUUUUGCUUUUUGUAUUUGGGGAAGGGAUUCAUACAGCUAUGGAGUUGAAUGGCUUUUCCUAUAUUGUAUUUUGUUGGAUUUUCUGAAAAGCAUCUCCCUUUUAUUUUACCUCCA